GUCUUUGUCCCUCCUCUUAACAUACUUGCAGCUAAAACUAAAUAUUGCUGCUUGGGGACCUCCUUCUAGCCUUAAAUUUCAGCUCAUCAUCUUCACCUGCCUUGGUCAUGGCUCUGCUAUUCUCCUUGAUCCUUGCCAUUUGCACCAGACCUGGAUUCCUAGCGUCUCCAUCUGGAGUGCGGCUGGUGGGGGGCCUCCACCGCUGUGAAGGGCGGGUGGAGGUGGAACAGAAAGGCCAGUGGGGCACCGUGUGUGAUGACGGCUGGGACAUUAAGGACGUAGCUGUGGUGUGCCGGGAGCUGGGCUGUGGAGCUGCCAGCGGAACCCCCAGUGGUAUUUUGUAUGAGCCACCAGCAGAAAAAGAGCAAAAGGUCCUCAUCCAAUCGGUCAGUUGCACAGGAACAGAAGAUACAUUGGCUCAGUGUGAGCAAGAAGAAGUUUAUGAUUGUUCACAUGAUGAAGAUGCUGGGGCAUCGUGUGAGAACCCAGAGAGCUCUUUCUCCCCAGUCCCAGAGGGUGUCAGGCUGGCUGACGGCCCUGGGCAUUGCAAGGGACGCGUGGAAGUGAAGCACCAGAACCAGUGGUAUACCGUGUGCCAGACAGGCUGGAGCCUCCGGGCCGCAAAGGUGGUGUGCCGGCAGCUGGGAUGUGGGAGGGCUGUACUGACUCAAAAACGCUGCAACAAGCAUGCCUAUGGCCGAAAACCCAUCUGGCUGAGCCACAUGUCAUGCUCAGGACGAGAAGCAACCCUUCAGGAUUGCCCUUCUGGGCCUUGGGGGAAGAACACCUGCAACCAUGAUGAAGACACGUGGGUCGAAUGUGAAGAUCCCUUUGACUUGAGACUAGUAGGAGGAGACAACCUCUGCUGUGGGCGACUGGAGGUGCUGCACAAGGGCGUAUGGGGCUCUGUCUGUGAUGACAAUUGGGGAGAAAAGGAGGACCAGGUGGUAUGCAAGCAACUGGGCUGUGGGAAGUCCCUCUCUCCCUCCUUCAGAAACCGGAAAUGCUAUGGCCCUGGGGUUGGCCGCAUCUGGCUGGAUAAUGUUCGUUGCUCAGGGGAGGAGCAGUCCCUGGAGCAGUGCCAGCACAGAUUUUGGGGGUUUCACGACUGCACCCACCAGGAAGAUGUGGCUGUCUUCUGCUCAGGAUAGUAUCCUGGUGUUCUUGAUGCUUGACUUGGCCCCACUGGCCCUGCCUGCCCUCUGCUUGUCCUCCUGAGCCCUGAUUAUCCUCAUACUCAUUCUGGGGCUCAGGCUUGAGCCACUACUCCCUCAUCCCCUCAGGAGUCUGAACACUGGGCUUAUGCCUUACUCUCAGGGACAAGCAGCCCCCAUUGCUGCCUGUAGAUGUGAGCUGUUGAGUUCCCGCUUGCUGGGGAAGAUGAGCUUCCAUGUAUCCUGUGCUCAACCCUGACCCUUUGACACUGGUUCUGGCCUUUCCUGCCUCUUCUCAAGCUGCCUGGAAUCCUCAGGCCUGUCACUUUGAUCAGAUGUGCAGACCAUUACUAAGGCAAGAUCUAUGUCUGCAAACAUUAAAGGAAUGAAACAAUGAAAGGAACAUUUGAAAGAAAAUGUGGGUAGACAAUUUCUUGCAAAUUGGGGGAAAGUUUAGAAUUCUUUUGAUUGCACUACUUUUUUUUUUCCUCAAGCUUCAGGUGACCACAAUAGCAACACUUCACUAUUCUGUUAUUUCUUAGUCUAGGUAGACAAGUCUUUCAGGAGCAGAGCAGUGUCCUAUAAUCCUAGACCUUUUCAUGACCCUUAAAAAAUGAUGUUUCAUCCUCUGAUUGCCCCAAUAAAAAUCUUUGUUGUCCAUCCCUAUACAACAUGCCAA
Pan troglodytes (chimpanzee) is the source of this 1833-nucleotide messenger RNA. It is a transcript of the gene CD5L, whose product is annotated as CD5 molecule like. The record is from RefSeq and is a predicted model, not a curated record. The transcript has 6 exons. Gene Ontology annotation, biological process: zymogen activation. Gene Ontology annotation, cellular component: plasma membrane. The coding region runs from base 108 to 1151 and encodes 347 amino acids. Lineage: Eukaryota; Metazoa; Chordata; Mammalia; Primates; Hominidae. Gene Ontology annotation, molecular function: serine-type endopeptidase activity.